AAAACGCUCCGGAGGAGAGGAGAGAGAGGAUUAAGAAAGGUUGCACGAGGGCGAUCCGAUUUCCCAGCCUUAAAACUGGGGUUCAACCCCCAUUCGUGCGCCCUCAGCCAUUGUACCCUUUUGCACGCCUCCCUAUGUUACUCCCCUCCCUCCGCACUCAACAUCCUUAUAUGCGCUCCGAUCCUUGACAUCACACGAAGUACUAGCACGCUGCCUAACCUGCGAAGGAUAGAUAGCUGAUAGCUACUCGAUGGAGAAGAUGAUUGGGAGGGGGGUGGAGAUGGGGACGGAGGUGGAGAUGUCGCCGGCUGCCAAGGAAGCGGCGGCCGCUGCCAUGUUUAGCCCCUACUCGAGCCCCAGCACGGCCUUCCUGCUGCAGAGGAGAGUUCUUUCCUGGGCGAAGGAGACCGGGUCGCCGGCGACGGUGCGCGUUCGCGUCGCCGACAGGAGCUUCAUUCUGCACAGGGAUCCUCUGGCGUCAAGAAGCAGGUACUUCAGCCAGGCGAUGGAGGAGGUGUCCGGAGACGUCGAGCUGCCGGACAGCUUCCCCGGCGGCUCUGACGCCUUCGAGGUGAUCGGGCUCUUCUGCUACGGCGACUCCGUGGCGCUCGACCCGUUCAACGUGGCGGCGGUGCGCUGCGCGGCCGAGUUCCUGGACGUGGGCGGCCUGGGCGCGCGCUGCGACCUCUACAUCAACCAGGUGGUGCUGCAGAGCUGGGACGACGCGCUCAUCGUCCUGCAGCGCUGCCAGCCCCUCCUCCCCGCCGCCGAGGAGCUCCUCAUCGUCAGCCGCUGCGUCGAGUCGCUGGCCUUCAUGGCGUGCAUGGAGAUCCUCGACCCGGAGCAGCGGCGGGACCAGCCCGGCGUCGACGACGCCGGCGCGCGCGGCCUGGUCGGCCGCCGCUGGGACGCCGAGGUCGUCAAGGAGCUCGCCGCGCGCGACCUCUGGAUCAAGGACCUCAUCGCCCUCCCCUUCGAGUUCUUCAAGCGGAUCGUGCAGGCGCUGCGGCGGCAAGGGAUGAAGGAGAAGUACGUGAGCCCCGUGGUGCUCUUCUACGCCAACAAGUGGGUGCUCUCCAAGAAGACCCACAAGUUCUGGGCGAGCACGGACGAGGCCGGCGACGGCGAGACCGACGCCAACAGGAGGGCCACGGAGAUACUGCAGGGCGUGGUCGACCUGCUCCCGGUGGAGGCGAGCGGCGCCGUCCCGGUGGCCUUCUACUUCGCGCUGCUGUCGCGGUCGCUCGCCCUCGAGCUGAAAGAGGAGAGCCGGACGAGGCUGCGGGACCAGGUAGCGUCCCAGCUGCAGUUCGCCAGCGCGGAUGACCUGCCGCUGCCGGAGCAAGACGCCGACCGGUCCGUCUCCGUCGCCGAUAGCCUGGAGGUGGUGACAAUGGAGAGCAUCGUCUCAAACCACGUCGCCAUGCAAAGACAAGGGGCCGAGGCCGUGGCGGAGUUGUGGGAUCGGUACCUCGUGCAGAUCGUCGCUGAUCCGAAGCUCCGGCCGGAGAGGCUGGCUGAACUGAUCGGCGUCGUUCCGGCCGGCGACCGGAAGACCCACGACCAUCUAUACGAGGCAAUCAACACUUACUUACUGGAGCAUCCCGGGCUGUCCGGCGAGGAGAAGGCGGCGCUGUGCGGGCACCUCGAGUGCCGGAAGCUGUCGCACGAGGCGUGCAUCCAGGCGGUGCAGAACGAGCGGAUGCCGCUCCGGUUCAUCGUGCAGGCGCUGUUCGUGCAGCAGAUGCACACGCACCGCGCCUUCGCGGAGCGCUCCGACUCGUUCCGGUACAUGCUCUCCGGCGAGCUGAUCCCGGGCGUCGCCGGCGCGUACACGCCGAGCCCGGGGUGCCCCGUCCCCACGAGCCAGCCGCUGAGCACCACGAGCCCGUACACGGACGCCCACACCAACGCCGCGCUCGACGGGAAGCUGCGCGCCCGCGGCGACGACGACGCGGCGUCGGACUACGAGACGGCGAGCUUCAGGAUCCAGGCGCUGGAGCAGGAGAUCGUCUCGCUGAAGAAGACCCUGCAGCGGCACAACACCCUGAAAGGAGGCUCGGUUCGCAAGGACAGCAAGGAGCCGAGCUUCAGGGCGGACGCGGCGGCGCCGGUGGCGAUCAGGCGGCGAGCGCCCGCGUCCGGCAGCUGCAUCGGGUCCAUGCGCUGGGGCUCGCAGCGGCGGUGCGCCAGCAGGAUCCUGCGCGUGUUUACGAGACUGGCCGUGUUCGGGCGGAGCAGGUCCCGAGGGAAGCAGAGCAAGUGCAGGGCUGCAGCAGAGCAGCUCAGCUGCUUGUAGACCUGCAGUGCUCUUCCAUUCAGGGCUCAGGAGUCGGGACAGCUUGCCAAAGAAAAAUUAGUCUGAAAGUUUUGAACUUUUUACUUGUGGAAUUGGAAACUGCAGAUGCCACGGUGAAACCUGGCAGCCAUGGAUGUAGUGACUGCUCAUUUGUACAUACUGCUAGCAAUGUUGAAAGGCUUGAAUUGGUAGUUACUGUCAGGUUCAGGUGUUCAUUCAGUGGAACCAGCGCGAGGUGAAGUGGGUACUUCGUCAACAACUGCCAAGAUAUGCAUAGUUUAUCUAUUCAUUUGUUAGGUGAUGUUUACAUCUUUAGGCUUGGCUUGCUGUUGUUGCACCGUGUUGUGUUUAGUUUUACACUUUAGCUACAUGUCAAUUGCCUGAGUUUUAAAUUUUGGUCAGUCGAUUUUGUGGCCGUUGGAUCAUGAUUUGUGA
Messenger RNA from Triticum dicoccoides, 2734 nucleotides. Its product is annotated as BTB/POZ domain-containing protein At5g48130-like. The transcript has 4 exons. The coding region runs from base 251 to 2299 and encodes 682 amino acids. Lineage: Eukaryota; Viridiplantae; Streptophyta; Magnoliopsida; Poales; Poaceae. Gene Ontology annotation, molecular function: protein binding. The record is from RefSeq and is a predicted model, not a curated record.